AAUUAGUGAUUGCAAUACAGUUAGGUCAAUCAAGAACGACAAGUUUUAUCUGAAAAUAUCAUAAAAUGGUUUGGAAGUUUGAAGUUCCAAACACUGCUGUCUGCAUAGGAUUAGCUGGGGUGACAGUGCUGGCUGUGAGAAGAGUACUGUUAUUCUGGAAAGCAACAUGCCCAAGCAGAUCUCUGAUGCUAGGAAAAACUGUGGUUGUGACCGGGGCAAACUGUGGCAUUGGCUUUGAAACAGCUCUUGAAUUGGCACACAGAAAAGCCCAUGUUAUACUGGCUUGUCGGGAUCUAACCAAAGGCCAGAAUGCAGCCAAGCUCAUCUCCAGGAAGACUGGAAACCAAGAAGUUGAGGCAAAACAGCUUGAUCUAUCUUCAUUUAAGUCUGUCAGAACAUUCUGUGCAGAUUUGAACGCUAACCUGCCAAAGCUGGACGUUCUUGUUAACAACGCGGGUGUUAUGAACAUACCGUACAGCCUAACAGAGGAUGGACUGGAGACUCAUAUGUCUGUGAACCACUUUGGCAAUGUCCUGCUAAGCAUGCAGCUUCUGGAACUCCUGGAGAAAUCUGCCUCGGGCAGGAUUGUGUUCGUCUCCUCGUCCUUGCACAAGUACGGCCAAGUGGACCUUCACAACUACAACACCGAGGAGGCAUACAAGACACAGAAACCAUAUGCCUCAAGCAAACUAAUGAACCUUUUGCUUGCAAGAGAAUUGCAUCAGAGGGUCUCCGAGAAUGGCAAAAUAUCAGUGUACUCCAUGCACCCCGGAAUGGUAAGGACGCAGCUGGGUCGCCACUCUUUCAUGUUCAACAAGUACUUUAAGGUCCUGUGUUUUCCCCUGCAUGCCAUUCUUUACUGUCUUUACGUUCUCCUGGUGAAGACUGCCAGGGAAGGCUGCCAAACAGUCAUUUACUGCGCGCUGGCACCUGAGCUGGAGGGAUGCUCUGACGGUUACUAUGGAAACUUUGAAAAACAAUCUUGGUCUCCAAAAGCUAAUGACCUUGACCUUGCAAAAAAAGUAUAUGAUCUUAGUUUAAAAGUUACUGGACUAAAAUAGUUGUUGACAUUAUGCUGUAACAACGUUAACUUUGUUGACAUUGAUACUUUUUCAUUAUUCUGGUUUGUUUGGUACUAAGUAAAUAAAAGAGUUUCUUGAAGUCAUA
Molecule: messenger RNA, 1167 nt
Organism: Mya arenaria
Lineage: Eukaryota; Metazoa; Mollusca; Bivalvia; Myida; Myidae
Product: retinol dehydrogenase 12-like
Exons: 2
Coding region: 66-1061 (331 amino acids)
Source: RefSeq, a predicted model, not a curated record